Messenger RNA from Cladocopium goreaui, 684 nucleotides. Lineage: Eukaryota; Dinophyceae; Suessiales; Symbiodiniaceae. The record is from the annotation of a GenBank genome assembly.
AUGUCGACCACAAAGCUGCGAAUCUUCUUCGCGCAACGGGAGCAUAAGAGCACACAGGAGUCCAAUGCUCUGGAGAGGAUCUGGGAGGACAAAGCGCAGGAUAACGCUCAUUGGCAAAGAAAGAACAGGCAGUCGCACUGGCAUGCCGGAACUGAUCAAUGCCCCGUUGGAAGUGGUCUGGCAUGUCUGGAGAGUUCUUUAACGGUUGGACAGCAAGGACCGCAUGCAAGAUCUGUGGGAGAUGCCGAGACCGACCAUGCUGAGGGUGGUGAAGAUUUCUCCCUUUGUGGAGAUCGAUCGAUUUCGCUUUUAAAAUGUACAGAAGCAUCAGAACCUGCUCCUGAACCCGCUAGCGGAAGCGGCAAAGACGAUGUGGACAAGCCUUUCCAGCCGUAUGUCAAGAUGGACAGUGGCAGAGAGGUUUUUUUCGAGGCGACCCCACAUACCACACAUUCACAGAUGGAGCACAAAGAGGCUCAGGUGGAGACACCAAAACACCAGAAUCUGGGUCCUGAUGGUCCUGAUUCUGAUGGUCCUGAUGAAGGGCUAUCCAAACUGCUGGAACAUUUGAUGCAACCCAAUGAGGCCACGCAUUCUGAAGAUCAGGUACCAGACUGCAUCUUCUGGCAGAAAAGCCGUGGGCAUGGAAGGAGCAGCGUAUCCAAAAUGCCGAUUCUGCUCUGA